AUGCAUCUCAGAGCAUACAUCAUCGCCGCAACCUUAGCGCAUCUAACAAUCGCAUUGCCCACUGCUAAUACCACUGCAACCAGCGAUGCAACAAACGAAUACGUAUUCACCGCCGACGGCAUACUAUACAAAGCCAUCGCUACAGUAGGGGACACGCCAGCCCGAUACAGACUCUCGAACAAAGCCGUGUGGAACGCACAGGUUUCCGCCUUUGCUCAACAGCCUUCCGGCGACCACCCCGAAUUUCGACCAGCUUUCUAUACGGAAACAGUAGGACGCACGGAGCUUACGACGACCUUUGGGGCCCGAGUGCCUUGGGUUGGACCCAUGCCUCCAGAGGUAUGGACAUAUGGAGAAGUUGUCAUUGUUUUGGAUUACUUGAAAGACCGCUUGUUUCCUCAGGACGAUGAGUUUGUUGUUGAGGUGGGGAUUAAGAAGCCGCAAUCGAAGUAUUCUGAGUUUAUGGGGGCGAAUUUGACGGAGGUGGUCGUUUCUUGA
This is a messenger RNA of Bacidia gigantensis, 498 nucleotides long. RefSeq lists its product as uncharacterized. The transcript has 2 exons. The record is from RefSeq and is a predicted model, not a curated record. Lineage: Eukaryota; Fungi; Ascomycota; Lecanoromycetes; Lecanorales; Ramalinaceae. Bases 1 to 498 code for a protein of 165 amino acids.